This is a messenger RNA of Lipotes vexillifer (Yangtze River dolphin), 2931 nucleotides long. RefSeq names its product dishevelled binding antagonist of beta catenin 2 (gene DACT2). The transcript has 11 exons. Gene Ontology annotation, biological process: negative regulation of nodal signaling pathway. Bases 1 to 2931 code for a protein of 976 amino acids. The record is from RefSeq and is a predicted model, not a curated record. Gene Ontology annotation, cellular component: cytoplasm. Lineage: Eukaryota; Metazoa; Chordata; Mammalia; Artiodactyla; Lipotidae.
AUGGUCCGCACUGUAGAGGGCCAAGGGCGGAAGUCUACUCCCAAUGCCCGCAUGCACGUGUACAUGCAUGUGCCCCUCCCCUCCCGAGCAGUCCUCGGCGUCCAGGACCACGUCCAGCGCGAGCUGAGUCUGCCCCCUGGUGGCAGGAGGUGGGUGCAUUUGGAUCUGAUGCCCAAGCCCCGGGAAGACCCCUGCUUCCGAAGGCCUGGGGGACUGUGGCCUGGGGGCACGUCCCGCGGGGAGCCCGCCACGCGGGAGCAGAUUGAGGUGGCCCCGGCUUUGACCGCCGUGGGCCAAAAACAUCGAGGCCAUGUCACAUGUCGGCUGCCUCAUCGUCUCCCCAGUGUCCCGCUCUGCAAUGGCCCCUCGCCUGCACUCUGCCGCCACCGAUGCAAGAUGCCAGCCGCACCCGACCUCCUGGGACAUGUCCCAGGGAUCCCUGCCUCACUGCACAUCCCAGCCCCUGCUGCGCCCGGUACCCGGAGGAGGAGUUUGGAGUUUGCCGGGAGCCCUGGUUUGGAGUCUGGUUUGCGCAAGGAGAUGGGGUUCUUCGCCCGAGUCCUGCAGCGCCCCGCGUGCACACCAGGGGGCGCCCUGCCCACACCCGGGGGAGCCGGCCGCCAGCCUGGGGUCACCGCGCGCCUUCCGGGCGCCCCGGAGCGCGCGGCCCGGGUCCCCAAGGGCUUGGGGCUCCGCCGACGGGGCGGGCCCGGGGGCGGCCGCUGUGACCCCGGGGCGUGUGCAGACACCGCCUCCGCGGCCACCGAUAGGGUGGGCGCCAGGCUGCGCGCGGCCCUCGCGGGGCUGCACGAGCUGCAGGGGCUCCGCGCCAGGCAGCAGGCGCGCGUGUGGGGCGCCCUGGCCGUGCAGCCCCCGCCCGGGCCCGCCGCCCCCCGCGGCCCCCGCGCCCACGAGCUGCGGCUGGAGGCGGCGCUGGCGGCGCUGCAGGAGCAGCUGAACCGUUUAAGACUUCAGGACGUCGGCCUGAAAACCCACUUGGACCAGCUGGACCAGCAGAUCAGUGAGCUGCAGCUGGACGUGCGCAGAACCUCCAGCGAGGCACCGGACAGCGACAGCAGGCCCAGCUCGGGCUUCUACGAGCUGAGCGACGGCGGGUCCUGUUCCCUGUCCACCUCCCGCACGUCCGUGUGCAGUGACUGCGUGUCCUCCUCUCUGGGCGCUGUGCUGCCUGCCACCCCGAAGCCCAGGCCCAGCGCGGGGGACUGCCGGCCCCGGUCAGCAGAUGAGACCACAGUGUGUGGGGUCCCCCUGACUGCGUGGGAGCCCCAGGCCAGUGAGGGGGGCACCGGCCAGCUGCUGCAAGGCGAGUUCCGGCCCCGUCCAGUGUCCACAGGUGACCUUGAAAGAGUCCUGCCGGCUGAAGUGGGGCUCCAGAAAGCCAGGGCACACGCCAAGGCCACUUCCUUCCUCUGCCAUGGCAUGGACCCCAAGUACCAGUGUGACCUGGUGUCCAAGGGGGGCAGGGAGGUGUACCCAUACCCCAGCCCCCUGCACGCCGUGGCUUUGCAGAGCCCCCUCUUUACUCUGACCAAGGAGACAGUGCUGAGCGAUGGCCACUCGCCCCCCAGUCAGCCCCUCCCUGGCGCCACAGGUCCGAGCUCCAUUCGGACUGGACUGGUCCUCGAAGCUGGCCCAGCCAGCGCCUACAUAGAGAGGCUGCUGCGACUGCAGGGCCGAGGGCCCCCUGCGAGGGGCAGUGUGGGUGAGCGCGGACCCCCAGGACAGGAGGCGUCCCUAUCCCCGCAGGGGCUCGGGGUCCGGGGGGCGGACAGUGAAGGUGGCUUGGAGAAGCCGGUGUGCGCCCGGGGGAGAGCAGAGGUGGGAGGGGAGGCCCAGAGCGGGGCUGCCCAUGGGGACAGCCUCGAGCAGCCGGGGCCUGUGCCCCUUGUACAUGCCCUGCACCCCAGCAGCCGUCCAGAGGAGGGCCCCAGACCCCCGCGCGGCUGCGUGCACUGGGAGGCCUGUCCAGGCUCCCCAUGGCUGGGCUGUGGCCAGGCCCCCACUCCCUGCUUGCGGGGUCAGCCGCCAGCUCUCCACGGCUGGACGGGCAGAGGCAGGUCGCCGGGCAGGGGGGCGGGGGCGGAGGGCCCCCCUCGGGCCCCCGGACACUGUGUCCGCCCACACUUUGCUGCCAGAGGAGCGUCCCCCGCGGGGCCCCCCAAGGCCAAGCCUGUGAAGAUCAAGAAGGGGGCCAGCGACAAGGUGCUGAGGCUUGGGGCACCGCAGCUUCAGUGGGGCGCCCUCGGGGGCCCCCGGCCGCCCCCUGAGUCGGGAGGUGGUCUCAGGAGGCCCACCCCGGCCAGGGCGGCGCCCGGCCGGUCCUGCUCUGAGUCCAGCCUCUACCCCGUGCCUGUCUUCAUCCCCCUGCUGGUGGCCCGACCAGAGGGUCACCAGGUGUCAGCUCAGGCCUUGUUCCCCUUAGAAGCAGCCCCGCUGGUGGCAACCGGGGGGGCGGCCCGGAGAAAGCAGCGCAGGUGGCGGUCCUCCGUAGAGAUCUCAGCCCGGGCCCGCCCGGACCCCAGCCUGGGGCCCCAUAGGCCGGUGGCCCGGAGAGGGGGCGGCCCGCGGCCCGUGUGCGCCAGACCCAGGCCCGGGCUGCCCCGCCAGGACGCCCGAGCCAGGAGCGGGUCGGACGGCUCGGAGCGCCCGGCUGAGCGCGCGCCCCUCUUCCGCUCCACCGUCGCGGAGGCCAGCGGGGACGAGGCCAGCCGCUUCGCGGACGGGGAGUCCGGUGGCAGCACCUCGGAGGGCGGCGGCCAGGGCGGGGGGAGCUCCAGCCGGCGGGCCCCGGCCAGCUCCAGGCCGCCCCUGCCGCCGCUGCCCAGGCUGUGCCGCGUCAAGGCCCCCAAGGCCCUGAAAAGGACCCGCAGGUCCCGGCCGGCCGCCCUGAGGGUCAUGGCCACGGUGUGA